AUGAGUGACUCGGAGGACGUGAACCGUGUUCUAGGUGGGAUCUACAUUGGCAACGUACAGCCAAUUGUGGACCAUGUGCCUCUAAUGGUGCAAUAUAACAUCUCGCACAUCUUGUCCGUGAUGCCAUUCAACGUCAUCCCAGAAUACCUUGUGAGGAAAAGUUACGUCUUGAAAAACGUCCCCGUGAACGAUUCCCCCACGGAGGACAUUCUGAAAUACUUCAAUGAGACAAACAAGUUCAUCGACGAGUGUCUAUUCCCAAACGAAAUCGAGUACGACCCAAGGAAAGUGGACUUCAAGAAGAAACCGCAGAAGGGUGCCGUGUACGUGCAUUGCCAGGCGGGGAUGUCCCGGUCCGCAGCGUUCGUCAUUGCAUACCUGAUGUACCGCUAUGGGCUAUCCUUGAAAUUGGCAUACCACGCUGUGAAGAGGAAAAGAUCCGUUAUACAGCCAAAUAAAGGUUUCAUGGAACAACUUGUCAUCUUUGGCGAAAUGGGGGGACAGUACGUCGACUCACAAAACAAAAGAUACAAACAAUGGAAACUGACGAACUCAAUUGCGGAAGACCCCUCCGGUGGGAAUAUCCUGUCCGAUGACGCCCUUUACAAGGAUUCAGAACAGGAGGAACAGGAUUUGUCUAAGAUGACCACUGAACAACUAGCUGAUGUAACCUCUGUUAGGUGUAAGAAGUGCAGACAGAGACUAGCCCUAUCCACCAGUUUCAUCAAACACACCCCACCCAGCAAAGAAUCUUCUGAGGGUCACUUCAUCAGAAGGGCUGGGUACGGUAAAAGGAUCAUUGACAUUCAAGAGUCGCAAUCUCAUUGCUCCCAUUUCUUCAUGGAACCCUUGAAUUGGAUGAAACCAGAACUGCAGGGGAAACAGGAACUCGAGGGUAAGUUUCUUUGCCCUAAUUGUGACUUCAAAGUUGGUGGUUACAACUGGAAGGGAUCCCGUUGUAGCUGUGGGAAAUGGGUUAUCCCCGCAAUCCACUUGCUAUCGAAUAAAGUGGACCAGUUCCCAUUGGCUCAAAGAGAACUACCAAAUAUCGUGCAUUUCGAAACAACUUCUCCAUAA
Messenger RNA from Huiozyma naganishii CBS 8797, 1077 nucleotides. It is a transcript of the gene YVH1, whose product is annotated as tyrosine protein phosphatase YVH1. The coding region runs from base 1 to 1077 and encodes 358 amino acids. NCBI's taxonomy places the organism in Eukaryota, Fungi, Ascomycota, Saccharomycetes, Saccharomycetales, Saccharomycetaceae. Gene Ontology annotation, molecular function: protein tyrosine/serine/threonine phosphatase activity. The transcript has a single exon. Gene Ontology annotation, cellular component: nucleus. Gene Ontology annotation, biological process: protein dephosphorylation. The record is from RefSeq and is a predicted model, not a curated record.